This is a messenger RNA of Rosa rugosa (rugosa rose), 1393 nucleotides long. RefSeq names its product very-long-chain 3-oxoacyl-CoA reductase 1-like. The coding region runs from base 139 to 1113 and encodes 324 amino acids. Gene Ontology annotation, molecular function: ketoreductase activity. Lineage: Eukaryota; Viridiplantae; Streptophyta; Magnoliopsida; Rosales; Rosaceae. Gene Ontology annotation, cellular component: endoplasmic reticulum. The record is from RefSeq and is a predicted model, not a curated record. The transcript has 3 exons.
CAGCACCCAACUCUUAAUUACAGGGAUGGAAGUGCAUUGAACAUCCUCAAACUUCAGCGUUCUUCAUAAAAAAAAGGUGCGCUUGAGUUUUUUAGGAGGAGAAAAAUCUAACCAAGAUUCUUUUACAGAGAGCUGACUAUGGCAAUGCAAUUGCAAGAAGGUUUCAUUGUAGCAACAAGUUGCAUAGGCUUCAUCUCUGUUUGUAAAGGUUUCAUCAACUUUGUGAGAUGGGUAUGGGUCAUGUUUCUGAGACCCCCAAAGAAUCUCAAGGACUAUGGCUCUUGGGCUAUCGUCACCGGCUCUGCUCAAGGAAUUGGCAAAGUGCUUGCCUUGGAGUUGGCUUCAAAGGGUCUUAACCUUGUUCUGAUUGAUAAAAACCAUUCAGCGCUCGAAGCUACCUCCAAUGAAAUGCAUGGAGAAUUUGGUGGAAAAGUCGAGAUUAAGAGCAUGGUGAUCGACUUAGCCAAAUUGAGUGGGGAGGAAAUAGCUAACGCCAUAGAGGAAGGGAUAGAAGGGAUAGAUGUUGGUGUUUUGAUUAACAAUGCAGGGAUAGCUUACCCUUAUGCUAGGUUUUUUCAUGAGGUUGAUUUGGAACUCAUGGAGAAUAUUAUUAAGGUGAACUUGGGAGCAGCAACUUGGGUGACUAGGGCAGUGCUUCCAGGAAUGCUCAAGAAGAAGAAAGGAGCAAUUGUCAAUAUUGGUUCUAAUUCAGCUAACCUCCCUUCUUUUCCUCUAUAUACUCUUUAUUCUACAACCAAAGCGUACAUUUCCAUGUUCUCAAGAUGCAUUAGUUUGGAAUACAAGCAGCAGGGAAUUGACAUUCAGUGUCAGACUCCUCUUUUCGUUGCAACGAGGUUGACAAAACAUGUCAAGGGGCCUUCCUGGUUGAUGGCAUCACCAGAGAAAUUUAGCAAAGCAAGCGUUCGCUGGAUUGGUGAUGAGCCUCUGUGUAAUCCCUACUGGUGGCACUCCGUGCAGUGGUUCAUAUUACGUGUGGCCUCGCCGGAUGUGUUAUUGAAUGCCAUCAUUUACUGGAUCGGCAUUCGGAUCAGAAAGAGAGGCCAAAUGAAGGAGGCACAGAGCAAGAUGCAUCAACAGGAAAAUGCAUUGUGAAGUAGUGUACAAGUAUUUGAUCGUAUGUGUUUUACUGAGGUUGGCUUUAUCAUAAAGGAGUAAUGUAUCUCCCAUCUUCUUUUUUCUUUGGGUACAUUUUAUAUGAGAAAUUGAACUAAUAAGGAGCUAGCUGCUGGAUUCAACCUAUAUCAAAGGUGGUUUGGAUUCAGGCUCCUCACCAAUAGUUAAUCUGAUGGCUUGGGUGUGUAUUGUGUCACAAUUCUAUUAGUACUUGGAAUUAUUCAGGUUAUGAGCUAAUAUUCUAGCUAUAACUCGGUCG